UUACAUACUAGUUUUUACUCUUAAUGAUAAGCAGCAUCUUUCUCAAGAUUCCAGAAAGUCACAAUAAACUCAUGAUGAAAUAGGCUUCUUAUCAGACAAUGAUCCUUCCUGUAGUUUGCUUUCCAGAAAAUCUGAAACUUAGAUCAGCUUGCUAAAAUACAUUUUAUUUCCUGAUUACGGAUAAAUGGCUCCACUUCUGAGUCACAAGUUGAACUGUGUGAAAGUUCUAUCUUGAUACCACACAGAUCUUCUUCAUUCUGAUAUGAACUGUGUCCAUGUCUUCAUUUAUAUAUUUCUAGUGCCAGAGCCGUGUCUGUGUAGUAGUUUCUCAAUUAACUUUCUAUGAAUUGUACUGAAUUAGGAAAUUCUGACAUAUGCUGCUAAUUGCCUGACUACUCAUCAUCCAUUCUCCUCUUUUUAUCAUGAGCACAAUCUUGAUUUAUUUGGGUGCAAUAAUGUAUUCAGUUAAAAUAUUCAAUUCCCCACUUUUCCAAUAAAAUAUAAGUGGAAGUCACUGACUGAAACUUCUUGGAGAGCUCUUUAAAAGAGGACAGACUUCACUGGCUUUGAUUUCUUGCCUAUCACUUUUUCCUUGCUUUUCUGCCUGAAACACAGAUGUAAUGUCUGAUGAUGAAACAGACAUCUUAGAUCAUGAGGGUUAGUCACAUGGUGAGGAUGAGAAAACCAGAACUGGAAUCAAUCUUGGUCCUCGAUGUUAUUCUCAGGUAGUUGAUCCAGCCUCGAACUGCAUACCCAUAGAUUUCUAUUUAAGUAGUCCACUGUGAAAAGUUUCUGUUAUAUAAAGGCAAAUGGAGUCAUAGACCUAGAUCCUUGGCGUCUACCUAGAGUAGUGAUCCUUAAAUGGAGGAGGGAUUGGCAUUGUAGAAUCUACCAGAAUGGUUUUUCACUUUGCCUCCCAAUUCUGAUAUGCCCUUCAAAAAAGGAAUUACUCCUCCUUUCAUUGGGUAAGAAUUGCCGCCAUAAUGAUUCAUAAUAACUGCUGGGAAUGUCACUUUCCUCAGAUGUGUUAGGCCACUCAAGAAAAAAGGUCAGGAACCUCUGCUGAUAUGGACCAGGAGAAGAUUGGCGAAGUUAGGCUAGAAAGAGUGGACAGCACUGACCUUGAUAACAGAAUCUUAGCAUUGGAGAGCACCUUAAUGGCCAUCCAGAUAGAUAUCUCAUGUAAGGUAAAACUUGACCUCUACCACAUUGUUCAACGAUGUCAUCCAACCUUUGCUUGAAUAUUUGCAGCAACUACUGGCCAGCAAAUUCACACGUGGUUUACCAAGCCCCUACCAUCUGUCAGUCACUAUGUGAAGGGCUGAAGCUCUAAUGGUGAACAGGACACACAUAUUCCUGCUCCUUCGAAAGCUCCUACUUGAUUCAGAAAGCUUCAUUCUGCAAUGAGUGUGGUCUCGUAUUUUCCUAGUAAAGAUAUCCUUUUGGAUUUGAAGAUCAGGAAAAGCCUGAUCUUUUAUAGUCUUGGAAGUGUCUGAUUUUUCCGGGACAGAGAGAAGAGUUUCAGCACUGAGGGCAACUGAAGGGGUUAAUACUGGAACUUGGCUGGGUGUCAGUUAAACUUUUUUCCCUGGCUCUGCCCCGGGUUUCCCCUUGAAGGGAUUUCCCUCCGCCUCUGCAGCAAGACCCUUUAUAAGAAGCAGACUUUCUAUUUCACUCCUCACCGAGCCUCACUGGCUUUAGAGGCUGAAGACUCUUCCCAGGCACUUUCAGGUGGAGCGGAAAUAAGAGUUUUGGAACCAGUAUUUUCUCAUCACAGCAGCAACUUAAAAUGCCUGGGAAGAUGGUCGUGAUCUUUGGAACCUCAUGUAUACUUUGGACAGUGUUUGCAGCUUCUCAAGCUUUUAAAAUGGAGACAAGUCCUGAAUCCAGAUCUCUUGCUCAGAUUGGUGACUCCGUCUCAUUGACUUGCAGCACCAUAGACUGUGAGUCCCCGUCUUUCAUGUGGAGAACCCAGAUGGACAGUCCGCUGUAUGCGACUGUGAGGAAUGAGGGGACCAAGUCCACGCUGACCAUGAAUCCUGUUAGUUUCGAGAACGAACUCUCUUACCUGUGCAUGGCAUUUUGUGGACCUGAUAGACUGGAAAAAGGAAUCCAAGUGGAGAUCUACUCUUUUCCUAAGGAUCCAGAGAUUCAUUUCAGUGGCCCUCUGGAGGCUGGAAAGCCAGUCACAGUCAAGUGUUUGGUCCCUGAUGUAUACCCAUUUGACAGGCUGGAGAUAGAUUUAUGGAAGGGAGACCAUCACAUGAAGAGUCAGGCCUUUAUAGAAGACGUGGAAAGUAAGUCCCUGGAAACCAAGAGUUUGGAAAUAACCUUUACUCCUAUCAUCGAGGAUACUGGAAAAGCUCUUGUUUGCCGAGCUAGAUUACACAUUGAUGAAAUGGAUUCUGUGCCCAAAGAAAGGGAGACUACAGAAAAGCUGCAAGUCUACAUCUCACCCAAGAAUACAAUUAUCUCUGUGAAUCCCUCCACAAGGCUGCAGGAAGGUGGCUCUGUGACAAUGACAUGUUCCAGUGAGGGUCUACCAGUGCCACAGAUUUUCUGGAGCAAGAAAUUAGACAAUGGGAAUCUACAGCCCCUUUCCGAGAAUGCAACUCUCACCUUAAUUGCUAUGAGAAUGGAAUAUUCUGGAAUUUAUGUGUGUGAAGGAGUUAAUCUGAUUGGAAAACACAGAAGUGAGGUGGAAUUAGUUGUUGAAGAGAAACCAUUUAGUGUUGAGAUCUCCCCUGGCCCGCAGACUGCCACUCAGAUUGGGGACUCAGUCGUGUUGACAUGUGGUGCCACAGACUGCGAGUUCCCGUCUUUCUCUUGGGAAACCCAGACCGACAGCCUUCUGCGUGAGAAUGUGAGGAGUGAGGGCACCAAGUCCACGCUGACCCUGAGCAGUGUGAGUUUGGCAAACGAAACCUCUUACCUGUGCACAGUGACCUGUGGACAUAAGAAACAGAGAAAGGGGAUCCAGUUGAAGCUCUACUCAUUCCCUGGAGAUCCAGAAAUUGAGAUGACUGGUCCGCUAGUGAAUGGAAAGCCCGUCACUGUAAGCUGCAAGGUUCCUAACGUGUACCCUUUUGACCGGCUGGAGAUUGAAUUACUUAAGGGGGAGACUAUUCUGGGAAAUAAAAACUUUUCGGAGGAAGAGGUUGGGAACUCCCUAGAGACCAAAAGUUUGGAAACGACCUUCAUCCCCACCACUGAAGAUACUGGAACAGUUCUUGUUUGUCGGGCUAAGUUACAUAUUGAUGAAAUGGAAUUUGAACCCAAACAAAGGCAGAGUACACAGACACUUUAUGUCAAUGUUGCUCCAGAAGACAUAAAACUUACAGCUUUUCCUUCUGAGAGUGUCAAAGAAGGAGAAACUGUCAUUAUCUCCUGUACAUGUGGAAAUGUUCCAGAAACGUGGAUAAUCCUGAAGAAAAAAGCAGAGACAGGAGACACAGUGCUAAAAUCUAUAGAUGGCGCAUAUACCAUCCGCAAGGCCCAGCUGGAGGAUGCAGGGGUUUAUGAAUGUGAAUCUAAAAAUGAAGUUGGCUCAAAAUUAAAAAGUUUAACACUUGAUGUUAAAGGAAGAGAAAAUAACAGGGACUAUUUUUCUCCUGAACUUCUCGUGCUCUAUUGUGUAUCCUCCUUAAUAAUACCUGCCAUUGGAAUGAUCAUCUAUUUUGCAAGAAAAGCCAACAUGAAAGGGUCAUACAGUCUUGUAGAAGCACAGAAAUCAAAAGUGUAGCUGACGUUUGGUAUGUUCAACCAGAGACACUACUUAUCAGUCCAAAUCUUUAAUACUGCUCAUCAUUUCGUGACAAAAACAAUGAGCUUGGAGUUCAGACUUCCCUGAAUGAAUUGAACGUGGAAAUAAAUGGCCACUUAUGCUCCUUGCUGUCAGCAAGAAGUCAAAGGAAAACUUUCUGCCUGAAAAACAGCCACCGCUAUUGAGAUGCAAUGAUUGGAGGAGUUCCUUGAUGUGUAUUAUUAUGUGUUAUUAUCUAAUACCACAAUCUGUACAUAUGUAGAAUAAAAUUAUGCCAUAGAAAGGUUGCUUGGUUAAAAUAAGAGGGUUAAAAUAAUUAAAUACUGUUGCUUGUACUGACUGUUAUAAUUUAAUGCAUCUUAGGAAAAUUUAACAUUAAUAUUGACUGACAGCUGACCUUUGUCAUUUUUCUUAUAUUUUAUUUCCUUUAACAAAAUUUUAUUCCUGUAAAUGUCAUUGAAAAUAAUUUCAUGUUUUGUAAAGAUGCCAGAGUUUUAUAUUUUUAUAGGCAAAUAAUAAAUAGAGAGAGCACUAGGUUGACUUUCAGGUACUAUAUGCCUCAACCUGUGGUAAAAUGGUUGGCUGGGUUUCUUUCUCUGUAUGGUACUAGCAUGGUACGGAGAUGUUGCAUGAUGUUAUUUGUUUAUCAGACUAUUGUGUAACUUUCCAAGUAUGGUCUAAAAUGAAACUUCAUUUUCUUUUGUAAAUGUUUAGAUUUCUUGUAUAGUAAAAUUAUAAUUUCUGGAAUUGGAAGGGUUGUUUGUUUAUUUAUUAUAAAUUGCCUUCUUUAAUCAUGUUGUAGCUCUUUUUGAAAUGCCAAGUUACAAGACUAAAGAGUUCAAACUAUGGAAAUAAUAGAUACUGAAAAUGUGGUCCUCAGACUACUUUUAUCAAAAUCACUGUGGGAACUUGACAAAAAUUCAGAUUUCUUGGAGGCACCUUAAGCUGAUGAAUUGAAAUAUUUGGUUUUAGUUUCUUGGAAUCCACAAUUUUUUAAUUAAAAAUAUAGAUAGUGUCCAUAAAAAGAAUGCAGAUUAAUACAUACAUGUUAAUGGGCAACAAAUGAAUACCUAUGUAUAUACUACCAAGUCCAAGGGAUAGAAUAUCACUAUUCUGUAGAGCCUUGUAUAGGCCACGUACUAAUGGCAACUCUCUGAUCUCCUUGAGCAGUAACGAAUAAAUAUCCUGAAUUAUAUAUUGAUCAUUUCCUUGCUUUCUUUGGCGCUUUUAUACCUAUCUAUAUAUCCCUAAGUAGUACAUAACUUAGUUUUGCCAGGUUUUGCAUUCUAUAUAAAUACAAUAAAAUGAUACAUUUGUCUUGUGA
Messenger RNA from Microcebus murinus (gray mouse lemur), 5087 nucleotides. It is a transcript of the gene VCAM1, whose product is annotated as vascular cell adhesion molecule 1. Gene Ontology annotation, molecular function: integrin binding. The record is from RefSeq and is a predicted model, not a curated record. Gene Ontology annotation, biological process: cell-cell adhesion. Lineage: Eukaryota; Metazoa; Chordata; Mammalia; Primates; Cheirogaleidae. Gene Ontology annotation, cellular component: plasma membrane.